CUUUUUUUAAUUGUUCUUGUUAACUUUUGAUUCUAUUCUAAUGUUCAUCAGUGGUAUUUAAUUGAUUCUCUGUUGAACGAUUUUGAGAUUGUUCUCCAAAUCGGUUUUCUUUUUAUUCUCUUUUAAUUUGUUUGUGUCUACCAACGAGAAGAUUUUUGGUGUUUUCUUUCUGUAAUAAGAAACAAUUGGAAUAAUUUUCUUCUCUUUUUCUCUCAUCAUGGUUAAAUUAAGUGAAUUAUCUGAUAAACAAUUGGAUCCCAGAGAAUGUCAAUAUCGUUUAAAUGGUAAAAUUCGUAAAAUUAUAUCAAAAUGUUUGGAUAAACAGGAUGAUCACGAUGAUUGUGAUGAUGAAAAUAAAGAUUUAGCUUUGGAUAAAUUGAAAACAAUUAUGGACCAAGAGGAAGGAAAUAAGCAAAUGGUUUCUUAUGAUGAUCUUACCGAGAUACAUAAAUGUUUACAACAUUUAGAUUCAACAUAUCAACUGUUUUUCUAUCAACUAUUGGAGGAAACAAAUACAAUCAUCCCAAAGAACAAUAAAGCACCAGAAUUGAAGGCUCGAUUGGCUCGAUUAAAGUGUGAAGCCGCAGCUAAAGAGUAUAAAGCGAUGACCGAUGGUAUUAACCUGGUACCUUCAAAUUCAAAGCAAAAUCAGGCCUCAGCUAAUUCAAUCAACGAAGUGAGACAAAUUAAAACUCUAAUCACCGCCUUAAUCAAUGGAGUUAUGGUCGUUUUUUGUUCAUUCUUUUUCGUUUACAAAGCGGUUGAAUAUUCACUUCCACAGCCUAACAUCAAUGUCCAAAUUCUGGUCGCCAUUAUUGUCACUUCAAUCAUCGCCAUUGCUGAACUUUACUUCUUCAUCAGGGUUAUGUGAAUACACCCACGAAUCUACCCAGAGAAUUCCAUACACUUAAAUGUCUUCUAGUCUUUAAUUCAUGGAAAUAAUUGAUUCGUUUUCCCGAUGGAUUUCAUGAUAGAUUCAUAAGAUUGGACUUUCUUUCUCGUUCUUCUAAAGAAAGGAACAAUUAUAACUCUCACCAUGAUAAAUUUUCCACCCUGAUUCUUAAAAUUCCAUUUCAAUGUUAAUUUAUUCAAGAAGAAAAUUCUGAACCUGAUUGUUCAUAAAUUCACUUUCUCCAUGAUUAUUGUGAUGGUUGUUUAUUUGGACAAGCGAUCUAAUUGAAUCACUAAUUUUACCUCUUUAAUCUUGGUUUCAUUCACCUCACCAUGAAAUUAUCAUUUUCUUAUGAAUCAACUUAAUCAUCGCAAAGAUUUUCCUUCAAUCAAUCAAUCAAACAAUUCAAGAUGACUUACAAUAUUCAAGUAAUGCAGCAAACAAACAAAAAACAAGAAGCCUCACCAAUCAUGUUGAAAAAUUGUAAAUCAAAUCACAAUUAACUUGAUGAUAAUAAUGAUGUAUCAUCAUUUAAAUUUCAUCUAAUCAAUAUUAAUCUUAUUAUUAUUAUAUUCAUUCAUUGCCCUAUCAGUUUAAAGUAUUACAUGUAAUAAUAAUAAUACAAUUGAACAUUGAUGAUCAGCUAAUCAUGAAUGAAUAUUUCCAAUUGAUUAGUGUUAAUUGUUCAAUUUUAACUUAAUUAUUCAUGGGAGUGCAAAUUAAAUCUAUCCGGUUGAAAAGUUA
Messenger RNA from Panonychus citri (citrus red mite), 1636 nucleotides. RefSeq lists its product as uncharacterized. The transcript has a single exon. The coding region runs from base 218 to 871 and encodes 217 amino acids. Gene Ontology annotation, cellular component: endomembrane system. Gene Ontology annotation, biological process: vacuolar proton-transporting V-type ATPase complex assembly. NCBI's taxonomy places the organism in Eukaryota, Metazoa, Arthropoda, Arachnida, Trombidiformes, Tetranychidae. The record is from RefSeq and is a predicted model, not a curated record.